UCCUGUAAUGGCGGCGCCCUAGACCGCGCGGCCGGGACCCGCAGUCACCGCUGUCACCGCCGCCACCGUCACUGUCUUCUCUGUCACCGCCGCCACCUCUGUCACCGCCACCAUGCACUCGGACGAUGUUGUCUGGAGCAUGCUGGGGAACAGGCAGUUCUGCUCCUACAAAAUGACCACCAAAACGCAGAAUUUCUGCCGGAACGAGUACAACCUGACGGGGCUGUGCAACCGCUCCUCCUGCCCGCUGGCCAACAGCCAGUACGCCACUGUCCGCGAGGAGAAAGGUCGCUGUUAUCUCUACAUGAAGACGAUCGAGCGGGCAGCGUUUCCCCGGCGCCUCUGGGAGCGGGUGCUGCUGAGCAAGAACUACGAGAAGGCUCUGGAGGAGAUCGACGAGAACCUCAUCUACUGGCCCCGCUUCAUCCGGCACAAGUGCAAGCAGAGGUUCACCAAGAUCACGCAGUACCUGAUCCGCAUCCGCAAGCUGACCCUCAAGAGACAGAGGAAGCUCGUGCCGCUGCGCAGGAAGAUCGAGAGGCGCGAGAACAGGCGAGAGGAGAAAGCCCUGAUUGCUGCCCAGCUGGACAACGCCAUCGAGAAGGAGCUGCUGGAAAGGCUGAAGCAGGACACGUAUGGAGACAUUUACAACUUCCCCAUCCACGCCUUUGACAAGGCCCUCCAACAGCAAGAUGCAGAGAGCGAGAGCGAGUCGGAUGCAGAGAGGGAAGAGGAUGAUGAUGACGAUGAGGACGUGGACAGAAGGGAGUUUGUGGAAGCAGAGGAGAGCGAGCUCAGCGACUUUGAGGACAUGGAUAAGUUGGAGACAAGCAGUGAAGAGGAGCAGGAAGAGGAGGAAGAAGUGGAGGAGAAAGCUUCCCACUCCAAAUCUAAAGGGAAAACACCCCUGAAGGGCCCAGCCAGGAGAAAACGUCGCUACAUUGAGAUAGAGUAUGAAGGGGAAACAGAGCCAAGCAGCAAGACAAAAGCAGCCUGAGGCCCCCUGAUCCCAUUUUGUACGGACUGACAACUCCAGAUGUGUCACCAGGGCCUGACUCCACCUCCACCCCUCACAGGACCCUCAGGAACUGCUGGUUUCAUACUCCACUCAUUUUCUGCAGCAGCAGCAGCAGCGGGGUUUGUGUCCCGAGCCCAGUGGUUGCAGUGAGUUUGUACGACUGGGUGAGGCCCAAAGGAACAUCCCCACCUCCUCUGCAACCACAAAAGCUCAGCCCAGACUGGCCUGGGGAGCUCUGCUGCUCCCUGCGAGGCUGGAGGAACCUCCCGUGGCCCUGGGGGCACCUGGAUGUGUCUGGGGGAGGUGUGGGGCUCACAGGUGGGACGAGAACGACAGAACUCUUCA
Messenger RNA from Pseudopodoces humilis (Tibetan ground-tit), 1363 nucleotides. RefSeq names its product MAK16 homolog (gene MAK16). NCBI's taxonomy places the organism in Eukaryota, Metazoa, Chordata, Aves, Passeriformes, Paridae. Gene Ontology annotation, biological process: maturation of 5.8S rRNA; maturation of LSU-rRNA. Gene Ontology annotation, cellular component: preribosome, large subunit precursor; nucleolus. The record is from RefSeq and is a predicted model, not a curated record.